GUAUGGACAUGGAGCAUGCGGAAGUUGGUAUCGUUGUUUGCAUUGCCAAUACGGCUAUAUCACCAGCCUCGAUCGCCAUGGUUGGUUAGAAGGCUCGCGACAGCUCCGCCAGCCAGCGGUGUCGAGACGCAACAGCUUCCUUCAAAGCCUUCAAGUAUUCAGCUGCGCCAGUAUCAGGAAGAAUGCAUUCAGUCGGUGCUUUCAGCUCUACAAAAAGGGCACAAACGGCUAGGCAUCUCGCUGGCUACCGGUGGGGGCAAGACGGUGAUCUUCACUAGACUUAUCGACAGGAUACCACCGCCUCGUCCUCAUGCUACCCAAACACUCAUUCUUGUUCAUCGGCGGGAGCUUGUCGAGCAAGCGGCCCGACAUUGUAUUGAGGCGUAUCCUUCCAAAAGUGUGGAGAUUGAAAUGGCAAACUCCCAUGCAUCAGGGAGAGCAGAUAUCACCAUUGCGUCGGUCCGGAGCAUAAUAUCGAGCAAUCGAAUGGCGAAAUUUGACCCGUCGCGGUUUAAAUUGGUCCUCGUCGACGAAGCUCAUCAUAUUGUGGCCCAGGGGUAUAUGAAUACUCUAAACCAUUUUGGACUGUUGAGUCCAACAAAAGAUUCGCCAGCUCUCGUGGGCGUCUCAGCCACUCUAUCGCGAUUCGAUGGACUACGGCUUGGUGCUGCGCUCGAUCACAUUGUUUAUCACAAGAGCUAUGUUGAUAUGAUAGGGGAAAAGUGGUUGACAGACGUAAUCUUUACAACUGUUGAGUCUAAAGCAGACAUUUCCAAGGUGCGAAGUGGAGCCAAUGGAGAUUUCAGGUCUGGUGAGCUCUCCAAAGCUAUCAACACUGAAAGGACCAAUGAAAUCACCGUUCGUGCAUGGCUUGCGCGAGCUCGCGAGAGAAAAUCUACCAUUGUUUUCUGCGUCGACGUUAAGCACAUUACCAGUUUGACUGCUACUUUUCGCCGACAUGGAAUAGAUGCGCGCUUCAUCACAGGCAGUACGCAUAAGGCGGUUCGCGGACAAAGAUUAGAUGAGUUUCGAAAUGGGGAGUUUCCUGUCCUCUUGAAUUGCGGCGUCUUUACAGAGGGGACGGAUAUCCCUAAUAUAGACUGUGUGCUGCUCGCAAGGCCGACUAAAUCGCGAAACUUGCUGGUACAGAUGAUUGGACGCGGUAUGCGGCUUCAUUCUGGGAAAACCAAUUGCCACAUCAUUGAUAUGGUCUCGUCACUGUCUUCUGGCGUCGUGACGACUCCGACACUCUUCGGGUUGGAUCCCUCUGAGAUUGUCGAUAGUGCAAGCCCUGCCGAUAUGAAGGAGCUUCAGAAAAUGAGAGAUGAACAAUUAGAGGCAAAUGGAAGUGUUGCUCUUGGAGACGCCGCUGCCGAACAGCCCUUUUAUGGCAAUGAGAAGAUCUCAUUUACAGACUACGAUUCGGUUUAUGACCUCGUUGAUGACACGUCGGGCGAGCAGCACAUUCGUGCCAUUAGCCGUCUUGCGUGGGUUGAGGUUGGCCCCAAUCGCUAUGUUUUGUCGACUAAGAGCGGCGACUUUCUCAUGAUUGAGAAAACGGCUGCCGAACAGUUCCAUGUGCGACAUACUGCCAAAAUCCCUUUGAUAUCUGGUCAAGGACGCAAGAGUCCAUUUAUGCGUCCGCGCGAGAUCGCACAGGCCGAGACAUUUUCAGACGCUGUACAUGCAGCAGAUACUUAUGCUUCGGAGACGUUUCAGUGGCUGUUCAUCUCCAAGGACCAAGCCUGGCGUAAGAAGCCUGCGUCAGAAGGACAAGUUGCAUUUUUGAACAACUUUCGCGCCAUGGAUGACCAGCUCGGGCCUGAAGACAUUACAAAAGGCAAGGCAGGGGAUAUGAUUACCAAAAUCAAGUUUGGUGCUCGUGGACGAUAUGGACGACUAGAAGCAGCUCGCCGACGUCAAGGCAGGGCCCAGGUAAAGCUUGCGCAAGAGGAAGAACUCAAACAGCGGGAGGAUGUGAAGGUUGGGCCGGUCUCAGGCUAACACUGGAGAGAAUUAUUUCAUCUUGGGAGCAGAUGUUCCUCAGUCCAGGUCGCACGUGCUGCAAAGGUAUCUUUAAACAAUGGGGCACACAAUAUGUUCCCUUACCAAGGAUUUUUCGUAGCGGGGAUUGAUUGCACAUGCUUGGAACUCUUUCAAGUUUGGCGAUGUAGCUUCAUCUACCUUUUUCUCAACCCAAGCGAUGUAUAGUCCUCUUGCCCACUACUGGACAAUGUCCACAUCUUUUUACGUAG
Messenger RNA from Xylona heveae TC161, 2255 nucleotides. RefSeq names its product DEAD/DEAH box helicase-like protein. The coding region runs from base 16 to 2004 and encodes 662 amino acids. NCBI's taxonomy places the organism in Eukaryota, Fungi, Ascomycota, Xylonomycetes, Xylonales, Xylonaceae. Gene Ontology annotation, molecular function: hydrolase activity; ATP binding; DNA binding. The record is from RefSeq and is a predicted model, not a curated record. The transcript is spliced from 3 exons.